ACAUUUGUGAAUCGUGUUACGUUUGUUUGAAUCGUGUUACGUUUGUUUGUUUGAAUCGUGUUAUGUUUGUAUGAAUCGUGUUACGUUUGUUUGGAUCGUGUUAAAUUUGUUUGAAUCGUGUUGCGUUUGUUUGUUUGAAUUAUGAAACUAAUCUAACUCCAUAGGGGUUCAGAGUUUAACCCAUGACAGUUGUAAAUAAGUACUAUACACACCAGUGUAAAACUUGCAGCUAUUAUAAAGAUGUCAAAAGAAAUGAAAACGUUUCUUCUCGAUACUUUCAAGUCCCAGGCAACGUCGAUUAUGGCGGUAGUAACUGAAGCGAUUGUGGUGGAAUUGAACCUCGUCGCACACAAUCCAAACUGGCAGGGGCAGUUUUCCACUAUCAUGAAUUUGAUGGUGGAGGAAGCUAUCCGCACAUUAUGCCGUGUGUUUUUGGAGCUCAUCGUACACUCCGGAAACAUUCUGAACGCCAGGUUGUCCGACAUGGAAAAAGAGUUGGGCAUUAAGAAAAACAAGGUGGCACAGGUGGACAGCGAACAGGAAAAUAUGCGGUUGAACAUUGCGAGGAAUAACGUGCAAGACUCCAUAUCAGCAGGAGAGGUUUGUCAAACAAACCGAAGUAGUUCGACUCAACGCUUUGGACGUGGGGAAAUGAAGAGGGAAUUGCACACAGCCACAAAACGCCUUGUGAAGCAGAAAAGGAAUUUGAAGUCAAGCACAGUGCUUACCUUAAAUCUGCAGACUCAGACCCAUGCAAGUGAGCUGAACCCAGAGCUUGAUAUCUCAAGUCCUGGAAAUGCUGUACACGGUGGACCUCUUUUGGAAUCUGCCUCCAUGGAGGAUGACUGUUCCCUGGACGCUGCAGAGCCUAGUCCUGUCAGCAAGGCCAGCCCAUCCAGAGAAGCCGUCCUGGGCCCUGAGCACCAGGCGGACCCCCUCCCUGAGAACCCAGCGCCUGGCUCUGCCCGAGAACACAGCUUCCCCACACGUGUCCCGGCGUCGUCAGAGAACACAGAAAACCCCGACCCAGAGAAGGGCCCUCGUUCAGCCCCAGAGGAGAAACACGUGAAAUGUGACGUCUGCGACAGGAAGUUCCGUUACUACGCUGAAUUGAAGAAACACACACGCCGCUUUCACUCGGAGGAGCAGCCGUACGUCUGUGGGCAGUGUGGGAAAACGUUCAAGUUUUCCGGUUCCCUCGGUAAACACAUGCGCGGGCAGCACGCGGAGCGCCCCGGCUGCAGGGCUUGUGGGAAGACGUUUGCCACGCUACAACGGUUGCAAUCCCACGAGCUCACGCACACGUCAGGCAAACCGUUCACCUGUCCCACCUGUGAAAAGGGUUUCGCCCAGAAACACUACCUGGACGAUCACCUGACCAUUGACACGGGUGAGAGGCCUUACGUCUGCAGCACCUGUGGGAAGAGCUUCCGGAAUUCUUUCCACCUGAAGUGCCACGAACGGAUACACAGCGACGAACGACCGUUUGAGUGCCCGGACUGCUGCAAGGCUUUCAGAACGAAGCCGGGCCUUUCCAAGCACAGGCUGGUCCACACAGGAGAAAAGCCACAUCAGUGCCAGGCCUGUGGGGUGUGUUUUUCCUACUCUGGAAACCUGGCCAGACACAUGGUGAUCCACACCGGAGAGAAGCCGUACGGCUGUGAGCAGUGUGGGAAGGUCUACACUCAGUCCACUGCCCUCAGAGAGCACCUGGUGUCGGUUCACAGCGAUUCCAGAGACUUCAUGUGUGACACGUGUGGGAAGAAGUUCUCCUUCAAUUUCCAGUUGCUGAGGCACAAGCGGACGGUUCACAGCGAGCAUAAAAAAACCUUCAGCUGCAAAGUGUGCCUGAAAAGUUUGAGUUCCCUGGCUAACCUGAGGAGACACGAAGACAACCACUCCCCGGGUCCCCGAGAGCACGCCUGCAGCUUCUGCGGGAAAGCCUUCGCCACCAAAUACGUCCUGAGCCGCCAUUAUCAGACUUUCCACGCGGCGGAGCUGCCUUACGAGUGCGCGGCGUGUGAGAAACGCUUCCUCUUGAAGUUCUCCUACGAGUACCAUCUGAAACGGCACACGGGAGCCGAGCCCUUCGCCUGCGACGUCUGCGGAAAGAAGUUUGUUCUGAAGUCCGACGUGGAGUCCCACAGACGGGUGCACACGGGGGAGAAGCCGUUCACGUGUGCCACCUGCGGGAUGGCCUUCCGGGCCGGAGGGAACCUGCAGAGACACGUCAGGGUGCACACGGGAGAGAAGCGUUACAGCUGUGACGUGUGUGGGAGGAAGUUUAGCCAGACCAACAACCUCAAGGCCCACAUGCACACCCACACAGGGGUGAGGCCACAUUCCUGUGAGACGUGUGGAAAAGGCUUUUCUGAUGUGAGACAUUUCAGAAGACACAGUUGUGAGGAUGUGAUUCAGAAAUCUUUAGCCAGCUCUGGAACUCAGAAAGCAAAAAAAUAAAUAGUAUGACUGACAGAUCUGUCUUUAAUCUUUUUUAUUUUUAUUAUUGUUAUUUGUUUUUAUACUAAAGUCAAAGCAGAUAUUUAUUUGAUUGCAGGUUUUGCACUUGUGGUUUCUUACUGCCAAUUUGCCUUGACAGUCUGUUUACAAAAUGUAAAGCUUUGUUCUGGGGACUGAUUCUGACGAUACUGUUACUUUGUAUUGUCUUGUACAAAGCAAUUAAUUUGUUAAUAAACACCUGUUCAAUAUUGUG
Molecule: messenger RNA, 2713 nt
Organism: Hypomesus transpacificus
Lineage: Eukaryota; Metazoa; Chordata; Actinopteri; Osmeriformes; Osmeridae
Product: zinc finger protein 345-like
Exons: 4
Coding region: 241-2460 (739 amino acids)
Biological process (GO): regulation of transcription by RNA polymerase II
Molecular function (GO): RNA polymerase II cis-regulatory region sequence-specific DNA binding; DNA-binding transcription factor activity, RNA polymerase II-specific
Source: RefSeq, a predicted model, not a curated record